AGUAUAGAAGUACAAAAAAAGGAUGGGACUUGGGAGCAAAGGAAAAAUGGGAUCAAAUGAUAAAGAUGCGAGCAGAUACCACUCAACCUGAUGGAACUCGAACAAUGACAGAUGAGGAAAUUUGUGCAAAAGUUCUCAAAGUCAAAUCAGGCUACAUUAAGGGAUGUGGUUUUGUCCCUAGACCACCACCAUUAAGGUUCUCUCGUUCUUCGAUAAGUGAAAUGUCUGAAAAGAAUAAAGAGUUGCAAGAACAGCUUCAAGAGACCCAACAACUUGUAGGAACUCAACAACAGAAGAUCGAUGCGCAAAAUAAGGUAAUCCAAAGAUUGGAGGAGCAAGCCAAAAAGUUUGAGGAGUUUAUGGCUAAUUUUUCGAGGCAACAUCCAUCAGCUUAGUAUUCUUAGUGAACUUAAACUUGGAGAAAUGUUUCUUUGAUCGUGUUGCAUUUGUUAUUGCUUUAGACUAGCAUUGUUACUUA
Messenger RNA from Asparagus officinalis (garden asparagus), 478 nucleotides. RefSeq lists its product as uncharacterized. The record is from RefSeq and is a predicted model, not a curated record. Lineage: Eukaryota; Viridiplantae; Streptophyta; Magnoliopsida; Asparagales; Asparagaceae. The transcript has 3 exons. The coding region runs from base 57 to 395 and encodes 112 amino acids.